AUGGCUAGCUGUACUGGAAAAGUUAAUUUUUCAUCAAGUGGAAAGGAGAAGGGUAUAGGUUUAGAAUCAGUUUUGGAAAAUGCAUUUGAUGAAUUAAUCUCAGAAUUUAAAAAGAAGUUUCUACACAAAAUAAUAAAAGUAUUAGAAGAGGCAAAAUAUAAUGAGAAUUUAGAUAUUAUGAAUGAAAGGAGGAAGAAUUUUUUUUUGAAGAAAUAUGAAAAUGAUCAAAGGGAAGAUGAAGAUGAAUAUGAAAAUAAAAUUGGAAAUGUAGUUGAAAAAAAAAUUGAAGGUAAUGUUGAAGGUAAUGUUGAAGGUAAUGUUGAAAGGGAAGAUAUAAUGAUAGAAGAAGAGAAAAAAAAAAAAAAAAAAAAAAUGGAUUCUAGUUCAUCAUCUAAUGAUAGUACAUUUGGUGUGUAUUUAAAAAGUAUUAUAGAUAGAAAUAAAAUAAGUUUAUUGAAAAAAUUAGAAAAACAAAAAGAAUUAAAAAGUGUCGAAGAAAAUAAUAAAAUAAAUUAUUAUAAUAAUAAAUAUAAAAAUGGAAUUAUACAUUAUGAUGAAAAUAAAGAAUAUCAUAAUAAUUUAAAUGAUAAACAUGUAUAUAAUAAAAAUGAAGAAUCUAUGAAUGAGCGAACUAAAUUAGUUAAGUAUACAUUUCAUGAUAAAAAUAAAAAUAAAAAUGAUAUGUACUUAUAUCCUCAGGAAUCCCAUUUUAAAUAUGUUAGUGAAAGAAUAGAAAAUCUAUAUAAAAUAAGCAAUAAAUUAAGAGAGGAAAAGGAAACAUAUCAUAAUCUAAAAUAUGAUAAAGAUAAUGAAAAUCAACAUUUUAAAGAAAAUCAUACAGAAGAUGAAACAGAUCAUGAACAGAAUUAUGAAAAAUAUAAUGUUAAAUUAAAAAAUUAUGUGCAAAAUCAUAAUACUCAACAAAUGGACAAGUAUCAAAUUAAUGAAAAAAAUAAUAUCAGCAAAUUAAAACAAUACAACAACAACAACGACAACAAUAAUAAUAAUAACAACAACAACAACAACAAUAAUAAUAACAACAACAACAACAACAAUAAUAAUAACAACAACAACAACAACAAUAAUAAUAAUAAUAAUAAUAAUUUAAAGGGUAAUAUGGAAAAAAAUAUUAUAAAUAAUCAUCAGAAAAAUUAUAUAUCUUAUUAUAAUAACAGUUUUAAAUAUCCUUCAAGAUCUCAUAUAUUUACAGAAAGAUUUAGUUAUCAUGCUUCUGAUGAACAUAAUGAAAAGAGUGAUCAUAUUUAUGAUAUGUCACCUAAUAAAGAUAAAAAUUGUAAUAAUAUUUAUGGUAUAUUACAUAACAAAGAUAAACAUUGUAAUAAUAAUUAUGAUAUGUCAUCCAAUAAAGAUAAACAUUGUAAUAAUAUUUAUGAUAUGUCACCUAAAAAGGAUAAACAUUGUAAUAAUAUUUAUGGUAUAUUACAUAACAAAGAUAAACAUUGUAAUAAUAUUUAUGGUAUGUCACCUAAAAAAGAUAAACAUUGUAAUAAUAUUUAUGGUAUAUUACAUAACAAAGAUAAACAUUGUAAUAAUAUUUAUGAUAUGUCACCUAAAAAAGAUAAACAUUGUAAUAAUAUUUAUGAGAUGUCACCUAAAAAAGAUAAACAUUGUAAUAAUAUUUAUGAGAUGUCACCUAAAAAAGAUAAACAUUGUAAUAAUAUUUAUGAUAAUAGUCACCUUUCAUCCAGAGGCGCAAAUAAAUUACCACCAAGCAAUAAUAUUAUACAUGAAGAAAAAAAACAAAUAAUAAAUGAGAAUAUAAAUAUAGAAAGUCCACAGAAAAUUAACGAUUUAUGUAAUGAAAAAAAUAAUAAUUUGGAAUGUAAAAAAGAAAAAAUUAAAUUAGAAAAACAAUUUUCUUUUGAUUCAAAAGAUAGUGAUGACAACUAUGUAAGGGGGAAAAAUAAUAUGUACGAGCAGGACGAUUUAAAAAAUAAUAUGUCACAAAGAUAUUAUAAAAAAGUAGAAGACUUCAAAUCAUAUCAACUGAAUAAAAAAAUUUCAAACGAAAAGGAAAUCAUUAAAAGGCCAAAUAAUAACUUGUUUUUUGAAGUUAUAAGAGGAAAGAAAAGAAAAAAUAUGCAAGGAUUUGAAUGUAAAGAUUGUAAAUCGUUUUAUAAUGAAAUAUAUUCAGAUGAUGAUGAAGGGAAAUGUGUGCACAAGAAUUUUUUUAUGAAAAAUGAACAACAAUUAAAAAAAAAAAUAAACAUUAAUAAAGAUGUACGUAGUAAAAAUAGUUCAACGGAUGAUAUUAAUAGUGUAGAUAAAAUGAAUAAUGUAGAUAAAAUGAAUAAUGCGAAUAAUAUAAAUAAUGCGGACAACAUAAAUAAUGCGGAUAACAUAAAUAAUGCGGAUAACAUAAAUAAUGAGGAUAAUAUAAACAAUAUGGAUAAUUUAAAUAAUGCGGAUAAUUUAAAUAAUGCGGAUAAUUUAAAUAAUGCGGAUAAUUAUCCAUUAAAUAAAAAAGUUCAUAUGAAUAAUUCUAAGAAAAGUAUAUAUUAUUCACAUUCCUUAUCCCCAACAUGCUUGAAUGCUCACACAGAUACUGAGAAAGCAUCUAUGAACGAAAAAAAAAAUGGUAAUAUGUUAAACAUGGAUAAUAUAAAAAAGGAAAACGAUUUAGAAAAAGAAAAAGAAAAAAAAAAAAAAAAAAUUAUACAAACUUUUUCACGACAUAGAUAUCAUAAUAAAAUUAAUGACUCUCCAAAAAAUUUCUGGAAAUUUGAUUUCUUUAAAUAA
Molecule: messenger RNA, 2760 nt
Organism: Plasmodium falciparum 3D7
Lineage: Eukaryota; Apicomplexa; Aconoidasida; Haemosporida; Plasmodiidae
Product: putative SAE2 domain-containing protein
Biological process (GO): DNA repair
Cellular component (GO): nucleus
Source: RefSeq, a predicted model, not a curated record